GGCCAUUUCGACUGAGCCGGCAUACCCCAGCAGUCCUUUCGUUGAACGGGAAGGUUUCCGUGUAACAUCAUCCUCGAUAACAGCCUAAAAUGAAUGAGACCGUCAUCUCGUUCGGCAAGGACUUCCUGGCUGGUGGUAUUUCAGCUGCCAUCUCCAAAACAGCUGUAGCCCCUAUUGAAAGAAUCAAGCUUCUUCUUCAGGUAAAUUUGACUGGCUUUUCAGAAAUUGAAUGUAUUAAUGUUAUCUAACUAAGUUAGUUAACGUUAGUCCUUGACUCUUUGCAGUUUCUAUCAAGAAGAUCACUAUCUCCUUGGAGAUAAAAUGCAAUGUCCUUUUAGAUAAAAUGGCAUGGUCAAACAGAUCUAUCAAUUAUCAUAUUAUUUAUAAUUAUAUAUCUGACGUUAAUGUUAUUAGUGACAGACAGUAAGUUAACUUGUUAACGUUAGGAGCUAACUCCAAUGUCUCUUUUUUUUAACCUGGGUUAACUAGCUAACUUGGCUAAUGACAUUGGUGUGUUACAAAGAUGUGUGACACUUCCAUUUUGGUCCCUUGUCGCGUGAGACUGUCAGUAAAGUAGUCCACCGGUGUCAGUGUCUUGUCUUGGAAUUUGGUUUAACUAGCUUUUAGCUUGCUUGCUGCCAAGGACUAUUUCGCAACCACGCAAAUUGACUUGUAAAAGACACCGUGUUCGUCCUAUGAUCAUUGUCAUACUGUUUAACUAACUUGGACAUCGCAAAUUGUGUCCUUGUCCAUCGUCAUCAAAUAUGGCGCAGCUAGUAGUUACUAGGCCCGAUAAAUUGCCAAGGUCGCAACAAACGGAGGCUUCAUCCUGUGUGAGCUGAGGCCUAGCGAGGACCAAACUUGUGCGGAGGCGGAUCCUACAUUGUGAAUGUUGAAAGGCGAGAUGUGAUUGGUGCGGACUAGUUUCUUGAUUUUUGCUACUACUAUCAAUGUACCGGUAUCCACAAUGUUGCCCUAGGGAGUUUGAGUGGAGUUUGCGCAAGGGGUGGCAGGUAGCCUAGUGGUUAGUGUUGGGCCAGUAACCGAAAAGUCGCUGGUUUUGGAAACCCGAGUUAACAAGGUGAAAAAUCUGUCGAUGUGCCCUUGAGCAAUGCACUUAAACCUAAUUUGUUCCAGGGGCGAUCUGUUAACACAAGACGUUUGGCUGCACCUCUGGUGUAUGUGACAAAACAUUUUGUUGUUUGCCCAUGUUUCAUUACCAUGGGAAGCAUCGUCAGGGGUGUUGGCUACUUGUCUUUGUUUAUUUAGUUGGCAACUUUGCUAAGAACAUUGACGGUUGUGCAAUGAUUGAAGGGCACUCAACCUGUUUAACUCCCCAUAUAGCUAGGCCUUUUUGGUGUAUAUUUGUCAUUUAACAGCAGUUUCAUUUUCUCGUCAAAUGUUUUGUAAAUGUAUAGUAUAAGCAGGAGUUGGAUUUUGAUUUGUCUUUUUGAUUACAGGUGCAACAUGCUAGCAAACAGAUCACCGUUGACAAGCAGUACAAGGGUAUCAUGGAUUGCGUCGUCCGUAUCCCCAAGGAGCAGGGCUUCCUGUCAUUCUGGAGAGGAAACUUGGCCAACGUCAUCAGAUACUUCCCCACCCAGGCCCUCAACUUUGCAUUCAAGGACAAAUACAAGCAAAUCUUCCUGGAUGGCGUGGACAAGAAACAGUUCUGGAGAUACUUUGCUGGUAACCUGGCCUCUGGCGGUGCUGCUGGAGCCACCUCCCUGUGUUUUGUGUACCCCCUCGACUUCGCCAGAACCCGACUGGCUGCUGAUGUCGGUAAGGCCGGUGCUGGGCGUGAGUUCAACGGCCUGGGUGACUGCUUGAAGAAGAUCUACAAGGCUGACGGUCUGAAGGGCCUCUACCAGGGCUUCUCAGUGUCUGUCCAGGGCAUCAUCAUCUACAGAGCUUCUUACUUUGGCGUCUAUGACACAGCCAAGGGUGAGUCCAUGGGCUGCUCUGAGCACAGGCCUUAAUCAUAUCUGAGUAGAGGAAUUGCAAGUGUCUGUUUGUUUCACAAAGAAUCUUAAAGCCUGCUUAAUCCUCUUGGUUUUUCUCUGUAGGCAUGCUGCCAGAUCCUAAGAACGCAAGCAUCUUGGUCAGCUGGGCCAUCGCGCAGUCUGUGACUGCAGUCGCCGGUCUUACAUCCUACCCAUUCGAUACCGUUCGUCGUCGCAUGAUGAUGCAGUCUGGGCGCAAAGGAGGUAAUUGUCAACUUUUGAACACUUGUCUAUUUUGUUAUCAAGUUGUGCAUUCACCGUCAUGCUAUCCACCGACAGUGAGGUACUACUUGGGCUUACCAUUCAGCCAAGGCAGAGGUAUGACCUAUCUUACAUGUGUUUUGCAGGUGACAUCAUGUACACUGGCACCAUUGACUGCUGGAAGAAGAUUGCGAGGGAUGAGGGUGGCAAGGCCUUUUUCAAAGGAGCCUGGUCCAACGUUCUCCGAGGCAUGGGAGGUGCCUUCGUGCUAGUCUUGUACGAUGAGUUGAAGAAGGUCCUCUAAAUUGUUUAUGUCCACCCAUAAAUGUUGUGAGAUGUUUAAACUGUAACAUAUCUUGUACAUUUGGAAGGACCGUCAAAUUCCACCUUGUUUAUAGGGACCAACUAGUAUGUCGGUGCUAGUUGUACUGGGAAAAUCGGUUAUGCACUUUUUAAUUGGCCCAAUGUUUGUUUUGUUUGCCCCCCUUCACCAGAAUGUAAUUCCCAUAAAACAAAGGUGACUGUGCCAGAUCUUUAAAUGUCAACCGGUUUCAUCAAGAUGGUCUGUUUAUUUAGUCGAUGCUGUAACAAUAAAGGCAACCUAC
This is a messenger RNA of Coregonus sp. 'balchen', 2809 nucleotides long. NCBI's taxonomy places the organism in Eukaryota, Metazoa, Chordata, Actinopteri, Salmoniformes, Salmonidae. The record is from the annotation of a GenBank genome assembly.